Molecule: messenger RNA, 11353 nt
Organism: Doryrhamphus excisus (bluestripe pipefish)
Lineage: Eukaryota; Metazoa; Chordata; Actinopteri; Syngnathiformes; Syngnathidae
Gene: lcor
Product: ligand dependent nuclear receptor corepressor
Biological process (GO): regulation of transcription by RNA polymerase II
Cellular component (GO): nucleus
Molecular function (GO): DNA binding
Source: RefSeq, a predicted model, not a curated record
GAGAGCUAUAGAAAGGGGGAUGCUGCAGUCCCGUCCCCUCAUAUCCCACUCCACCCUUACAAUAAAAAAAAAGCAAGCAAGCAGCAGCACGGGUGACGCGCGCGCGGGGAAGCACCCAGCAGUAUGUGCGCGCCCACGGGAGGGGCCGACAGAAAAUGGCGAGUCUGUGCAAACGGCAGCAAUGCACGAUAGAGAGGCGCGGCUUUCGGCAGGAACUUGACUCCUGGAGGCACAAACUCAUUCACUGUGUAGGCUUUGAAAGCAUCCUGGAAGGCUUGUUUGGGCCGGGAGUAGUCAAAGACGUUACGCUUUUCCAAGAUUGCGAGCCCGAGGAAGUGUCCGACUGGUCUUUUGAUGAAAACUGUCUCUUCUGCUGCCUACGACGUGAGAAAGCCAAGGAGCACAGGGCUGAGUUCAGCGCCGGCAGCCAGGUGCUGUCGGAGUGUGACGACCCCAAACAGGAGCAGUCUCGGAUCAGCCGGCUGGAGAGACAGGCUCAAGACUUCCUCAAUGCUGUGUUCCACAGGAAAGAACUCCCGAGUUUCUCAGACCCUCACAUUCCUCUAGUGGCUCGUGAGAUCAUGCAGCGAAUGAUCCGCCAGUUUGCCGCCGAAUAUACCUCAAAAACUACUCAGGACGAACCGCCCCCGCCCAACGGCACCAUGAAGGACCAAAGCCUGCCGAGAGCGGCGUCUCUGGCCACCGCCGCCCCCUGCUCGCCGGGGCCCGCGCCCGCCUCCCCUCCAUCGUCUGCCUCCUCAUCCCCGUCCCCGGGUCUCAGCCCCCCUGCCGCCGCCGCAUGCACCGAGAGCAGUAAUGGCACCAUUAACGGUGGCGGAGGAGGGGGCGGAGCCACUGCUGCUGCCUCUGCACAGAACCCCGUCCUCAGCAAGCUUCUCAUGGCCGACCAAGACGGCCCGCUGGACCUUACAGUCAAGAAGAACCAGCCAGAGGCAGAGCCUACACAGCAGGACGGCGUCCUGGACCUCUCCACCAAGAAGACCCACAGUGCAAGCAGCCCAAAAACCAUCCCGGGCUUCUCCUCGGCACAUGGGCUCAAAGGGCGUUCCCUAAAAGUGGAACAUUCCCAGCCAGAGGUGGACGAGGAUGAUGGCCUGCUGCAGAGAAGCUUGCAGGACGGACUUCGAGACAAUUACAUUAGCUCCAACUCCUUCAAGCCGCCGUUAGCUCGCUCGCUGCGCAUCAAAGAGGAGCUCCUCAGCCAGAAGCACCGCCUCCUCAGCCAGCCUGCUGCUCUUUCAUUGGCCAACCUGGAGUCGGCCGGCCUCCUCAAUCACGGCCAGUCGCACUCCUUGCUCGGCCACAAGGGUUCCUCCUCCUUCUGGGGGAGCAAGGCACACCUCGAAAGCCUGAUGAAGCUCAAGCAGGCCAGCGGUGCUCUCGGCGGAGCCCUCGGCGACCUCAAAGACCUCCCGACGUUUCUGGAGAACCACCACAACCACCACGGAGCCUUCUCCUUCAAGAGUUCCCUCCAUCACCACCACAAUCAGGUCUCCAAGGCCGCACAUCACCACAACGAUGGCAAGCGAGACCAGGGUCAUUCGCCACCUGUUGACCUGAAGAUCCCGCAGGUUCGAGGCAUGGACCUCUCCUGGGAUUCUCACGCCUCUGAGCUGUAUGGCUUCGGGGCGCUCGGCGGGGCGGGCGGCGGACAUGGCGAGAACGCCUUGAGCCGGAAGCUUAGAGCCAUCCUCCCCAAGCAGAACCGCCGGGGGGGAAGUCUCGGGAGCUUGCUGGACGGGGCGGCGGACUACUGGACCGCUGACUUGGACCACUCCGCUUCUGGGCCAGCGUACUCGACAUCCGAUGUGGAAGGGGACCCAAACUCCAAGCAGCCAAGGAAGAAGAGAGGUCGUUAUCGGCAGUACAACACCGAGAUCCUGGAAGAGGCUAUCGCCGUGGUGAUGAGCGGGAAAAUGAGCGUCUCCAAGGCCCAGAACAUGUACGGAAUCCCGCACAGCACCCUGGAGUACAAAGUCAAGGAGCGCAUGGGAACUCUGAAGAACCCCCCAAAGAAGAAACUCAAGCUAAUGAUGAAGAUGGAAGCCGGCGGUGCGGAUUUUCCCGGCGAAUCCGAAAACACGCCUGCCAUGACCCCGCGAGACGACGCACCCCCACUGGCGGAAGCUGAGCUGAAGGACGACGUCAAAGAAGAAAUCGAACCCAUGGUUUAGAGAAACCACCACACGUAAAACCUCAGUCGAAAGACCUUUUGAAAAAAAAACCACGGGGCUUUAUUUGUGCCAAUUUCCUUUGCAGUAUCCGGGUGAGCACAAACGCAGGGAUUCUUGGAGAAAAAAACAACUCAUCGGAACAUUUUUAGUGCUGGAUUGGGAUUGGCGUUCCUGAAGCAUUUGCUUAGGUUUUCUAUCCAAAUGCAACCAGAGACAAAAAAAAUCGAACAAUUUAAUGAAAUUCCCUCAAGCAUGCUGAUAAUCCCUGGCCGGAAAACCCGCAGAACCUGAGAACGCAGUCCGGGCUUUUUUGGGGGGAACAUUCCGAUUUGGGAAAAAAUGACAAAAAAGGACGCUUCAAAAUGAUCUCUUGCAAACAAACAGACAAAUUAACGCCCAUCCGUUAUGGAGUCAUAUUGGCAAACGACUCUUGGUUUUGAACUUGUUUGAAUCACGCCGUCAAGAUUCUUCAUCAGGGUUGCGAAUCCAAACCCGCCUGCCAGGUAGCCAUGAUGCUUUAACUGCAAAACCUUUCUUUCCUCCUUACGAUGUUCUACUGAGUUCUGCGCGGACGGAAGCCACGUUCGGAACGAGAAGACACACAAAAGUCAUUCAGGGAUGCAUGUUUGUGAGUUUUGUGAAAAAAAAAACUACUGACUUCUAAGAUCAUUUCCUCUAUCUUUACUUUUGAUUUAUUUUGCUUUCUUUUGCACUACACUUUGGGUCUGGCGCUUACGGACCAGGUUACCUCGGCAUUGUUGCCCCUCGCAUCAUGCACUUAUUAUGGUCUGUCUCACAAGCCCAGUCGCAAACACGCAUUGGGUCAAGGGGGGUGGGUUCGCCGCUUUUUUUUGCGUGCUGAUCCACAAUCAGAUCCGAAAAAAAAGGUCCCGGACUCUCCGAAUCUGAUUAUGGAUCAGAUGCUUUUAUUAAAAGGUGGCGAGCUACCUCACGGACCUCCAUCAGUGUCUCAUAGCGGAUCCUGGAAUACCGUUGUGAUUCUCUUGGAACGGGUGACCGAGGAUGACGGACUGUACUUAACGACGAAAGGUUUUCCAGGAUCGGCGUGAAACUCGGCUGCUAUCCAGUUGAUGAUGAUUCUGCUCCUAUGCUAAUGUUUUAGUAGCCGGCUUCAGCUAACAAGUUUAGCUCGUCUCGGCUAUCGACGACACUUUCCUGAUGUUUUUCUUUCCUUUUUUUUUUUUUUUUUCUAAUCAAGUGGCUCAGCUAAUCGAGUUCCUCUCCAUCAAAUUUCAAGUUUUAAAGGCAGUUUUACUACGACAAUGUGCAUUUAUAGUGGGGUGUUUGUUUUUGGGGGUGGCGGGUGGGUUCAUAUGCAGUGGGGGUGGGGUAAAGUCAGAUUUAAUAUAUUAUAAAUUAUUAUGACUGAUAAAAAAGCCAAUCGUGAUUCUGGAAGGUUUUAUUUUCUGCUGUUUUUUUUUUUUUUUUUUAACUCAGGGUUAACUGAGACGUGGCUUUCAAAUCCUGUAGGACAGACAAGACUUCUGCUACUCGCUACAAAAGUACGACGUGAUAGCACCUCCACGGUUCAUGUUGACUUUGGCGGAGCUAACUACUACGAUCAAUACUAUCACUACAUCAUAGCACUUUUAGAUACUUCGAGCUGUUAUGCAUGUAGCGUAGCUUCUUCUCCGGAGGAUCACGGCGAAGCAUUAGCUUUAGCGUUUAGCUGCGACCGGAAACCUCUAAGUGGUUUUGCCAGCUAAAACACACUGACGUUCCAGAGUUAGAAACAUACAGAAAAAGGACAAAAGGUGGAAAAAUACAAAAAUGCAGUUUUUGGCUAUCUUCUGUUAGUGAAGCUUUUUUUGUUUGUUCGCGGUUUUGUGUGUUUUUGCUCAUUGUUGCUAUUUCUGGCCUGGAUGAUUCUCUUCUUUAAAUGUACUGCACAUGUAUUUGAUUUGCUUUUUCUUCCAAAUGGCAUGCACCGCUUUGUUUUUGGCUGAUUUUGGGAAUUGGGUAAUUGAAUAUUUAUCGUUUCGAGGAUUACAACAGGGACAAUUGAAUUAGUAUUAGCAUUAGCACCCCCGUCGAUAACUGUUUUAUACAAUCUUCAAGUUUUGUCACGUCUGUGGGCCUGAUUAGGAGGCAUGCACGGCGUAUUGGAAAAGACCACCACACAACAAAAGGGGGGGGGGUCUUCAUGCAUGAAAUGCAUCCAACACUUGAAUAAUGCUGAGCAUUUGAAGUGUCUAAAACGUUCCGAGCGUCAAGUCGAAAUGCGGAAAUGGAAGCACUUGUUUAAACCGCUAACGGGAUUGCGUCACUUUGCUUACCGAAAACAAAUAAGCGGCCAUUUUUAAAUCUCCCCCCCGCAUGUAGCGCAUGGAUUCCUGUUAAACAAGAUUUGCAUGUAAAAAAAAACACACACACACACACACACAAAGUGAUUGGCACUUAUGCGCAACUUUGCAUGGAAAAACUAGCAGCACUUAGACCCCGCCCCCUCGGAACCAUCUGUGAAGAUGUUCUCUCUCCGGAAACAUUCCGCGUUCUCACGAGCGUCCCACUUUCAGCCAAAAAGGUGCAUGCCAUUUACUGUAUUUGACUUUCUAUUGAUUGUUUAUGCUCAUGUGGUUAACCCCCCGCCGCCCCCGCCCCCCCUCUCUACCCAAACAUGACACGACACACUACCAACACUAAUGUAUAUGUACACAAUGCAACACACUCAUGUUGAAUGUAGUCAGCCAUCUGCAGAAACGAUGUCAGUUCAUCCGGAACGUUCUGCUCCAGGUUUUUACUUCACGCCCCGCCCCACCCCCCACCACCACCACGGUGGUGGCGGCGGCGUGGGCGUGCGACAGUAGCCUCCAGUACUGUAAAUGUCUCAGGAUGGAGCCGCCGGGAGGGGCAGCAAUAUUUGUCAGUCGGAAGACAUAACUACCUGAAACUAGAUGUAACUUAUGGACAUAUUUAUAGAAAGAAAUUAUAUGAAAGAUAUAUGGAUCGCAUCUUAUACCUCAUUCUCACAAUAAGGACUUCAUUCCGUGCCUCGUACUUUGCUGCAUCUUGUACUUGGGGGAGCCUAGAGAGGGGACGGGAACUUCUUGUCCGCGGCUAGCGCUUUCUUUUUCUUUUCUUCGCCUUCUUCUUGCUACGGAGGCGGGCGUCAAGUGUCUGACUGACUAAUAUUUGCCACCCUACCUCUUUUGACAAUUUUUGUGUGGGGGAAGGGGUGGUUGCAACAACAAAAAAAACCUUACUGAGGUGUACGAUGUGUCGAAACAGGAGAAGUCCCGAUACCAGUCUUUGCGGGACGCCUCCAAAUGUAUAAUUUCUUCGUCUAGAACAGGGAUCUCCAACCCUGGGUUGAGCUCUUUGUGUUUUAUUUUCUGUGGAACCGCAGUUUUUGGCAUUCAUUUGUUCCAAAAGCUAAACAGACGGAAAAUCGGGCAGUUUUCCGAUUACACUUGUCCCUCGUUUAUCCUGACCGUUGCAACAACAAAAAACUUAACUGAGGUGUACGAUGUGUCCAAACAGGAGAAGUCCCGAUACCAGUCUUUGCGGGACGCCUCAAAAUGUAUCAUUUCUUCGUCUAGAACAGGGAUCUCCAACCCUGGGUUGAGCUCUUUGUGUGGAACCGUUAGUGGAACCGAAGUUUUUGGACAUUCAUUUGUUCCAAAAGCUAAACGGACGGAAAAUCAGGCAGUUUUUUUUUUCCGUAGGAAAUCAUGUAAAUCCGAUUACACUUGUCCCUCGUUUAUCCUGACCGUUGCAACAACAAAAAAACCUAACUGAGGUGUACGAUGUGUCGAAACAGGAGAAGUCCCGAUACCAGUCUUUGCGGGACGCCUCCAAAUGUAUCAUUUUUUCGUCUAGAACAGGGAUCUCCAACCCUGGCCAUGAUUAGAGAUACUUUUACAAAAAUGAAAAAAAUAUUUUCUGUGGAAUCGCAGUUUUUGGCAUUCAUUUGUUCCAAAAGCUAAACGGACAGAAAAUCGGGCAGUUUUUUUUUCGUAGGAAAUCAUGUAAAUCCGAUUACACUUGUCCCUCGUUUAUCCCGACCGUUGCAACAACUAAAAACCUUACUGAGGUGUACGAUGUGUCAAAACAGGAGAAGUCCCGAUACCAGUCUUUGCGGGACGCCUCCAAACGUAACAUUUCUUCGUCUAAAACAGGGAUCUCCAACUCUGGGUUGAGCUCUUUGCGAUUUAUUUUCUGUGGAACCGCAGUUUUUGGACACUCAUUUGUUCCAAAAGCUAAACAGACGGAAAAUCGGGCAAUUUUUUUUCCGUAGGAAAUCAUGUAAAUCCGAUUACACUUGUCCCUCGUUUUUCCUGAAUGUUGCAACAACAAAAAACCUUACUGAGGUGUACGAUGUGUCGAAACAGGAGAAGUCCCGAUACCAGUCUUUGCGGGACGCCUCCAAAUGUAUCAUUUUUUUGUCUAGAACAGGGAUCUCCAACCCUGGCCAUGAUUAGAGAUACUUUUACAAAAAUGAAAAAAUAUUUUCUGUGGAAUCACAGUUUUUGGCAUUCAUUUGUUCCAAAAGCUAAACAGACAGAAAAUCGGGCAGUUUUUUUUCCGUAGGAAAUCAUGUAAAUCCGAUUACACUUGUCCCUCGUUUAUCCCGAUCGCAAAAUGCGAAAGUACGAGUCAAUGUUACUGAACAGAAUAUUUUCACAGAAAGCCUGUUUUCUUACUUUUUAAAUACGAUUUUUAACGUUAUUACAGCCUUGUAGACAUAAAGUAACUCGCCUAUUUGUCAUCUUUAUUCUUUGUUUACAACAUAUUGCACAGACAGACGCCGCUAGUCUAAGAAGCUAGCAAGCAAACUAUUUAGCUUCUCCAGUUUACUUUAGUUUAAUUUAAGAAAGAGCAGAGAAUAAGGACAAAGAAGUAAAAAACUCCAGAUGGAAUGGGAGACCUUUUUAAAUAUUACUGAUUACCAGAAUAUUACAUAUUUUGACUAACAGGCCAUAGUUAACCACAAAACAGUGAUCAAUUAGUGAUCAAAAAUAUGAACAAAUAAGACGUUUUAUCGAGACUUUAAAUGAAUAUAACAAUGCAAAAUGAUCAAUGGAACCUCGGUUAGUGUCUGCUUCGGUUUUUCACUUAACAUCGUAAAUUUACGCCAAAAUUGUAGCAGUUCAUUUUCCGAUUCGCGGACAAUACGGUGUCUUUUCGUACUAUUAACACACAUAACAGUCCAACUGUGUUCUUAAUGUAUUUUUUUAAUCCUAAAAUAUUCUUAACUUCUAACAAAGAAGCUAGUUUGCUCAGUUCCAAAAACGUCCGCCAGAACCAUUAGCCUAUCUAUGGUAUCAUCAAACACAAAACACGGUUUCUUAUGCGGGAAAUUGAUUCAGUUAGCAUCCGUUUUGGUUUGAGUUGGACCUUCUGAAACGAAUUAAUGACGCUAACCAAGGUUCUGUUGUGUAACCGAGGUUCCGUAUGAUACAGAACAAAGCAAACAGACUAGAACUAGUUUGUUACUUCUAGUUUGUCAUAUUGGAUGAAAGUUGAGACGGUGUACGAAAACCGAGACAAAAUUUUUGUUGAAAAAGUGAAGUUUGAAUAUAAAGUUUGACCGCAUGUGACUGACCACAGAUAAAUUAUGCUUUUCUAUUAUUAUAUAUCGCUACUCAAACAAUGGCGUUGUUGUCUUUAUGCCAGUUUGCGGCCAUUUGUGCUUAAAUAAUUAAUAUACUGUCUUUAUCCAAACACUAAGUUUUGAUGAGCUACUUGUUGGAGAUCCCUGCUCUAGAACAUCCAAACUUUUUUGGUUUUUCAGUCGUCCGGUUUCACCCCUGAGGUCAUUUGUUAGCGUGGUGGCGCACAGAAACAAAAAAAAAUCGUAGGAAAUCCGACUCCUUGGUGAAACUGGACACUUUUUGUUUGAUGGACUUUCUCAUGCGAGGAAUCCGAGACCUGAGACGAGACGCUCGGAGAGAUCGAGGGACAGGUGGAUGACUUAACCUUCCUUUCUCCGCUGUGGUUUUUGUUUUUAUGUAUUUUAUAUUAAGACAGGAAGCAGCCACCCCACAGGAAGUGUACGUUUAUAUGACGGAAAUAGCUCUAUUGCUAUAGAUCUUAUAUUUAUGUUUAUACGUGCUUCGCUAAAUCAGCAUUUCUUCUCAUUGUCGCUUCUUUUUUUUCUUUUUUUUAACGCCUGCUCGACUUUUCUCGAGUGAAAGACUGCCGGGACAAAAACGAAAACUGCGGUAACCUCAUAGACGCUACGUGACCCGCCAUCUUUGUGGUUGCUUUUCUUUCUCUCGCCCUCAUGCCGUGCUCGCUUCUGGUUGUCGUGGAUACCUCAGGUCUGACCACUUUAAAGCAGUUGAUUGUAUGUUAGCGACACACACACACACACACACACAUAUGUGUGCACACGCACACGGCGUGAAGAGUCAGGAUAUAAGUAACGCUAUUUUGUGUUGUGGCGUCUUUUACUUUUGUUUUUCUUACUAGAUCCUUCUCAAGUCAGGUUAGAUGUGAGUACAUUGUAUUCUCUCGAGCACACACACACACUACACACACACACACACACACACACACACACACACACACACUGGUCGUCAGGUAGCCAUACUUUGAGUGGGCGGGUUUAUACGAUUAAUUAUGAGGCGCCGCAAGCUCGCCGCGUCUUUUUUAGCAGCAGGUGGGUGUUUUUGGUCCACCUGUCAGCGCUGCCUCUGUGGAAAUCUUUUGUUUGCAACGUUCCUCGCCUUGGCCUUGGAGUCACUCGCUGGUCGGCCAUUGUUCGCAUCGUUCCCGAUGACAAUUGGACUCAUAGGAAUCAGUAGUGGUGUAACCUGCCUGGUCCAGCCAGCCCUGGAUUCAAACCAGGGGCUGCAGAUGCAGUGCCAACGUACUCCUGCAUUCGUUACAGUUGGACCAAGCUAGCGGUCCGAAGUGCGUCGCAUUUCCCCAUCUUAGAUCUCUGGCUUUUAAAAGCCAGCAAUCAGCGGGGGAGCUAAUGGGGGAGCUAAUAGAGGAGCUAAUAGAGCUGCUAAAAUGCGCACUGCCUUUUUUUGAAAUGUCAAAGCGUUUGCAAGGAUUGCAGGGAACAGAGUAGUUGUGGGAAGCUGAAUGGGGAACUUAAAAGGCCAAACGCUCCGCAGGAAAGAUGCUUGUCAAGCGUCAUCGCCGCCUUGCUUUUAGACUUCGUGGCUCAGGGAUUGGGGCUUAGUGUUAAGUUGAAAGAUGCAUUCGCUGAUGAUGUAGCGAGGGGUUCAAGUUUAGGGCAUGGGUGGCAAAAGUGCGGCCCUGGGGCCAUUUUCGGAUUGCCACAUGGGAUAUUGUAAAAAUACAAUUAUGGACAAAAAUGACACAAAUCUGAAUGGUCAGCUGUAACACAGAGCUAAGAGGUGGCUAGAUUCCACAUUACAAAAAGGUACACAAAGAUUUAGAGUAGCUACUGAGGAACUAAUGUCCCAGUCACAUACAUUUAGAGUAGUUACAUAGGAACUAUUGGGGAACUAAUGACCAAGUGACAUAAAUUUAGAGUAGUUACAAAGGAACUAAUGAAAACUAGUGAGCAACCAAUGACUAAGGCACAUACAUUUAGAGUAGUUACUGAAAAACUAAUGACAGAGUCACAUAAAUUUAGAGUAGUUCCUGAGGAACUAAUGGCUGAGUCACAUAAAUUUAGAGUAGUUACAGAGGAACUAAUGAAAACUAGUGAGCAACCAAUGACUAAGGCACAUACAUUUAGAGUAGUUACUGAGGAACUAAUGAUCAAGUCACAUAAAUUUAGAGUAGUUACAGAGGAAUUAACAAAAACUAGUGAGGAACCUAUGACUACGGCACAUACGUAUAUUUAGAGUAGUUACUGAGGAACUAAUGACCAAGUCACAUGCAUUUAUAGUAGUUACAGAGGAAUGAAAACUAGUGAGCAACCAAUGACUAAGGCACAUGCAUUUAGAGUAGUUACUGAGGAACUAAUGUCCAAGUCACAUAAAUUUAGAGUAGUUACAGGGAAACUAAUGUAAACUAGUGAGCAACCAAUGACUAAGGCACGUACAUUUAGAGUGGUUACUGAGGAACUAAUGGUGGAGUCAUAUGCAUUUAGAGUAGUUACAGAGGAAUCAAUGAAAACUAGUGAGUAUCCAAUGACUAAGGCACAUAUACAUUUAGAGUAGUUACAGAGGAACUAAUGACCGAUUCACAUAAAUUUAGAGUGGUUACAGAGGAACUAUUGAGGAGCGAAUGACAAAGUCACAAACAUUUAAAGUAGUUACAGAUGAACUAUUGAGGAACUAAUGACUAAAGCACAUACAUUUAGAGUAGUUACCGAGGAAGUCAUGAGUUUGUUCCCCAUUAGCUAGCAUCAUUUUGUGUACCUUAUUGUAAAGUGUUUUUUAUGUCCACCCAUUCAGGCUAAACUUUAGGGAAAGAGUUGAGGAUGAGUUUAGGGUUCCAAACGUCCACAUUGGAAGACAUUUCCUCAGCCUGGCAGGAAAUGGGAAGACCGCGUGGUGGUGAUAAAGGCCGCUAAUGCUAACGCCACUGCAAUUAAAAGCGCAGAAAGUCCACUCAGGCAGCGACACAAACAGCCCACCUGAUGCUCCACAGACUCCGAGCGUAUUUCCGAGCGCGUCCCCGCGGCAACCCUGUAACGUGGUUCCGUUGCGGGAUGCGCGUCAUGUCCCUUUUCAAAGCGGCGCCUCCCCGCAGACGUCGCCUCAUCCUGGUGUCCUCUGCCUCCGAACGGCCUCGGGUGUGUCUGCUACCUCAGUCCUCAAGAGGACGGCACGUUGAUUGUCUUUCAGAGCGCUUUAGGAGGGCCUACUCGGAAGAGGUCCACGCCGUUUUGACUUUAUUAAGUGCAAACUGCUUCCUUCACCUCUGCCCUCAGCAGCCAUUUUGUGGUUACUCCCUCGAGGGGAGGGGGGGCUGCUGUUUUGUUGUCUUAUAUUUUUCUGACGGAUCGGAAGCCAAUUCAUGUUAAAUAUUCCUUCGCCGGCCUCGUUGCUUGUUGUCUUUUUGACGUUCUUUGACGACGUUUCCCAAAACGUCAAGCCACGCCGACUCAGGACGGACUUCCACUGCCAAAAGAAACGUGGACGAGACGCAGCAUCUCUUCUGAAAAGGAUCUUUGAGAAAGCCCCUUUGGCUUCUGUUGACUCAUCGCUUGAUUUUCUUUUUCAGCCAAAUACUUUUCAGUGCUUUAUAAAACAGCGAGGAUUGUA